This is a messenger RNA of Nematolebias whitei (Rio pearlfish), 958 nucleotides long. RefSeq names its product methyltransferase 21A, HSPA lysine (gene mettl21a). Bases 238 to 888 code for a protein of 216 amino acids. Lineage: Eukaryota; Metazoa; Chordata; Actinopteri; Cyprinodontiformes; Rivulidae. Gene Ontology annotation, cellular component: cytoplasm; cytosol. The transcript has 3 exons. The record is from RefSeq and is a predicted model, not a curated record. Gene Ontology annotation, molecular function: protein-lysine N-methyltransferase activity. Gene Ontology annotation, biological process: peptidyl-lysine methylation.
AUGUCGAGACUCCGGAAGCUCCACGGAGCUGUAGGAAAAGCAACGCUAUGUUGCUGUAAAAUUGUAAUACUAAACCAAACUAUAUUUUUAAAGACUACAGCAGAAAGUUGGACGAAAUAAAAACAAAAACAAUCCAAGACAUAAAUGUCUUAACCCAGAAAGAGGCGAGAAACGAAGAGGAAAAUCAGCGAACGGCCUUGAACAUCAGAAGAACGUUCUCUUUCAUUUUGAAGAAUCAUGGCUCUUGUUCCUUACGUGCAUGACUCGUUACCUGUUCUUUCCAAAUUCCACAAUUCUUCGGCGGAGUUCCGCUUUGUGGACCGUGACCUCCGUCUCGCGCAGGACUGGAAGAAGCUCGGUGUAGCAGCGGUGGUGUGGGACGCUGCUGUGGUGAUGAGCCUGUAUCUGGAGCUGGGAAGCAUCGAGUUAAAGGGGAAGAGGGUCAUUGAACUGGGAGCUGGCACUGGACUAGUUGGCAUUGUGGCCGCUCUGCUGGGUGCUCAUGUGACCAUCACAGACCGAGAACCAGCCCUGGACCUCCUCUCUGCCAACGUCAAGACCAACCUGACCCCAGAUCAGUCGGUGGUCGUCUCAGAGCUGUCCUGGGGCAUGGGCCUGGAACACUACCCCGCAGGAGGGUUUGAUCUGGUCCUGGGGGCAGACAUCAUUUACCUGGAGGACACAUUCCAGUCUCUAAUUCAAACUCUGGAAUACUUGAGUUCUGACGCCACCGUGGUGCUCCUCGCCUGCAAGAUCCGCUACGAGAGAGACACGAACUUCCUGAGCAUGCUCAAGCAUCGUUUUAUCGUCCAAGAGGUCCACUACGACAGAGAAAGGGACAUCCAUUUAUACAAAGCCUGCAAACUAUCGUCAGGAAGGGAUUUAUGAUCAGCUAGAGAAAUUGCAUUUCCUGUGAAAAUGCAGUGUAAAUGCUUAUUGCUGAAAAACAGCUGAAAUA